This is a messenger RNA of Alosa sapidissima (American shad), 3137 nucleotides long. Its product is annotated as phosphoribosyl pyrophosphate synthase-associated protein 1-like. NCBI's taxonomy places the organism in Eukaryota, Metazoa, Chordata, Actinopteri, Clupeiformes, Clupeidae. The record is from RefSeq and is a predicted model, not a curated record. Gene Ontology annotation, cellular component: ribose phosphate diphosphokinase complex; cytoplasm. Gene Ontology annotation, molecular function: magnesium ion binding; ribose phosphate diphosphokinase activity. The transcript has 11 exons. The coding region runs from base 464 to 1534 and encodes 356 amino acids. Gene Ontology annotation, biological process: 5-phosphoribose 1-diphosphate biosynthetic process; purine nucleotide biosynthetic process.
AACGUUUGUGGGAUUUUUUAUUCUGACCGCAUUGCAACAAAGUUUACAGUGGUGCAAGUGUAGCUUUAUUUUUGUUAUCCUUUAUCCGAUUCCACGUUUAAUACAGUCUGAAAAGGAUGUGAAAGGGCAACAUUUAGAAACAGUUAAUCGACUGUUAUGUAAUACGCCUAAGGAGCGAAGUACAAACGUUGCUAUUGCCCAGUUUUUUUUCCUUGUUUAUGGCAUGGUAGACAAACCCAUCGUUGUGCGAACGAUCGAUGACUGGUUCUCUAACCGUAGUUAAUAGUAGUCUACACCCAUAGGUGGCUGGUUGCUUUCGAAUUGGUUUGGGUUGUAAUACCUAGUUCGGUGAAACAGCGUAUAAGAAAAUUAAGGCCAGCAAGUAGCUCGUGCUUUUUCCGAGGUCCCGCUGGUUUUUAAUGCAGAAUCACUGUAUUCACUGUCCUAUGAUUAUCAGUCAAGAAUGAAUGUCGGGAAAAGUGGCUAUCGUGUCUUCUCUGCCAACUCUACCACAGCAGGCACAGAGCUCGCCAAGAAGAUCACAGAGCGCCUUGGUGUUGACUUGGGAAAGUCUGUGGUCUACCAGGAGUCCAACAGAGAAACAAGAGUAGACGUGAAGGAGUCUGUGCGUGGACAAGACAUCUUCAUCAUCCAGACAAUCCCCAGAGAUGUGAACACCGCCAUCAUGGAGCUGCUGAUCAUGGCCUACGCCCUGAAGACGUCGUGCGCUAAGAACAUCAUCGGGGUGAUCCCAUACUUCCCCUACAGCAAGCAGUGCAAGAUGAGGAAGAGGGGCUCCAUUGUGUGCAAGCUGCUGGCGUCCAUGUUGGCCAAAGCAGGUUUAACUCACAUCAUCACCAUGGAUCUACACCAGAAGGAGAUCCAGGGCUUCUUCGGUUUCCCCGUGGACAACCUGCGGGCUUCGCCAUUUCUCAUCCAGUACAUCCAGGAGGAGAUCCCAGAUUACAGAAAUGCUAUUAUUGUCGCCAAAUCCCCCUCGGCUGCAAAGAGAGCUCAGUCCUAUGCGGAGAGGCUGCGUUUAGGGCUCGCUGUGAUGCACGGAGAGGCGCAGUGUUCCGAGUCAGACAUGGCCGAUGGACGUCAGUCUCCCCCUCUGGUCCGCUCAUCCAGUGGACACCCCGGCCUAGACCUGCCCUUGAUGAUGGCGAAAGAGAAACCUCCUAUUAGUGUGGUGGGGGAUGUCGGUGGCCGAAUCGCAAUCAUUAUCGACGACAUCAUAGACGACGUGGAGAACUUUGUGGCCGCUGCUGAGAUUCUGAAGGAGAGAGGUGCCUAUAAGAUCUACAUCAUGGCCACCCACGGCCUGCUCUCCGCUGAUGCCCCAAGACUGAUAGAAGAGUCUGCCAUUGAUGAGGUGGUGGUCACUAACACGGUCCCUCACGAGGUGCAGAAGCUGCAGUGCCCAAAGAUCAAGACUGUGGACGUGAGCAUGAUCCUGGCAGAGGCCAUCCGCCGCACCCAUAACGGCGAGUCCAUGGCCUACUUGUUCCGGAACAUCACCGUGGACGACUGAGCCUGGCCAAGGAGCCCAGACAGACCAGCAGGAGCGCUGGGGUGGGGGAGGAGGGACCAAGUGGCAGCCUGUUACCCAUCGUAACACACACACACACACACACACACAUACAGAUACAGAUACACACACACAAACACACACACACACACACAUACAGAUACACACACACACAUACAGACACACAUACACUGAUACUGACACUGCAUAUUACUCGAGCACCACACUCUCGUACAUUCUAUAUUUACCGUAUGCAAAUACAAAUACAAAGGCUUUCACAAACCACUGCAGAUACUUGUUUUGAACCCACCCACAAAUUCUCACACGUACACGGACAUGAACAGAGGCCCACACACUCAAGACAUGGGGCCAAGAUGCAGUGAGACCAAGGAUCCAGCCACUCUUGCCUUCUAUUAGCAUUUCUUAUCUCUAUAUAGGGGUGUUGUAUGUCUGAUCUAGGCAACUAUGUUUGACUAUGUAGCAAAUGCAGAAAAGACUGCACUCACAUGCAAAAUCACAUGUGAGAUGACUCUUUUUUCCAUGUGAUGCAUGCCUGCCUAAUACAGUGUGCUUCAACCAUGCAUUGUCUUCUGAGACAUCCUUUGGGAAGUUCUAUUUUCCUGCACUUGAUUGUAGCAAUAGGCUUAGCAGAAGCUAACUUCAUAGAAGGACACUAGAUUUCAUAGCUUUUGGAGAUCAAACUUGGAAUGUUUUCCGUAUGCCUGAAUUUCACCUUGCCAUUUUCUCUUUUUUUUUUGUUUUCAACUAAAAAAAACAUUUAUGAAGACAUUGAAAAAAAAAGAUGAGUUUUGAAGUAACCCGAUUCCCUGGCUUAUUCAAAGUCCAUAUUGAAAGCUAAUGACUUGCCUUAAGAGUACAACACUGUAAUGAUUAUACCCACUCCAGUAUACAGUCUACCUUUCUGGACAUGGGUCCAUGUUUCCUUUAUUUCCUUACUGUACUGUGACUGAGCAGUAAAGCAGAAGCUGUUUCUUCUUGUUUCCUUGUUUUUAAAUAGACACCGAUACAUCUUUCAACACUCAAGCUGUGCACAGUGUCCAAGGCAACAGGACUUUACUUUGUAAUUAUUCCAAACUAUUUUGAGGUGAGGGGGAUUUACUGUAUGCAAGGCCCUUAAUGUGCAGACAUUACGGAGUUGCCCUCUUCUCGUUUCGACAGUUUGAUGUUUUCAGUGAGGAACCUCGCGUCCCCACGCAGCCUUUACUAGGGUGUGAUUUCAAUACUUGGUCUGAAUGACUUUCAGUUCUUCUUGGAGUUUUAAAAAAAAUAAAUAAAUCAUGCAUGCAGCCUUCGUCUGUGUUUUGUCACACAGUCCUCCACUGUGAUGUUCUGUCUGUGUUAGCUGAACAGCCUAGCCCCAAGACAGGAGUUGCAUUACCAGAUAAUGGACUUGGAUCCACCUGAGUUCAGGUGCCCAGCCCAGAAGCCUCAAGCUAAACAUGUCUAUCCUGUACGCUCCCACCACCCAGAGGCUUUCAUCCGCCUUUUGCUUACAAAAGCAAAAGUCGCUUAAUAUGGAUUUAUGUUUACAUUCACUACCAUCAGCUUUUCUUCUUGGUUCAAUAAAGUAUUUUUGCCCUCUUUU